Molecule: messenger RNA, 1500 nt
Organism: Durusdinium trenchii
Lineage: Eukaryota; Dinophyceae; Suessiales; Symbiodiniaceae
Source: the annotation of a GenBank genome assembly
AUGUUAGGAGUCCAGUGUGUACGCUUUUUUUUGCCCACCAGAAUUUCUUUCCACUGCAGGCAGCGGCGCAGACAACAGUACUUUGCCAAAAAGAAGUCCAAGGCCAAAGCAAAAACUUUGAAGCGUCGAGCGCGCCAGUACAAGACCAUUGACAAUGGCGAGUUCCCUCAACCUCUCAGAGCACCCCGCAGAGUCAUCACUAUUGAGAAGAAGCUCAGCGUAUUGGACAGGUGGGAGGAAUUGGUUGAGCAGAAGAAGAAAGCUCAAGAAGCUGCCCAAGAACCUCGACCAGUGGGUGUUCCCCGCGCCAAGGUGAAGGAAUGGAAGGCAGCCGUCAAGGAGGCCAAGAAAAAAAGCAGAUUGGCUCUGUUGAAAACAAUCCGACAUGAAUUCCCAGACAUUGUCGGUGGUUGCCAGCCUUUCAAGUGGAAGAAAACAGCAGAGCGAGAGGGGUGGAGGCAUUUGCCACAGUUUAUCCAGGCCAGAUGUUCAGCCACAGCGAAUGAAUGGCGAAGUAGACUGAGUCUUGCGAAGAAAGGUAGGUCCAUCGGUGGUGCUGUGCCUCAUUGCAUUCAGCGCGAAUUGGAUUUGCUGAUCAUGGAGCACUCAUCGGGCAUGUCAGGAGUGUCGGAGCGCAAAGAAAUUGUGACAAUGGAGCAUGUUGCAACGACGGUAAGCUCACUGGUCAAAGACUGGAAUGAGAGUCUGGAUGGCCGAGUGAACAUGGUACAGGAGUGGAACAGGUCCAUUGAGCAAGACUUCAAUGAUGGCAAGAUCUCUGCCGAGGGUCACAUAAGCAGCCAAGACAUUGUGGACUACAAUCUCAAGAACUAUGGCCGGAGUAUGGUGGUGACCUCCGGAGGAUCCAGUCAUUUCACGACAGGGGAGACAAUGAUGAUCAUGAUGGAGCAAUUGAUAUCGCCGGCUCUGAAAUUGCAACGUGAACGGCAUGGCCUGAGCGAUCAGGAUCGCGCAGCACUGCUGUGUGAUGCUUGGACUGGCAGCUUCUCAAAACAUGGCGGACUUGACUUUCGAAGGAGCACUUGGUUCACAUCGCAUAACUGCGAACCGCCACGCCUCCAACCUGGUGGCUGGUCCACCCAUGGCCAGCCUGUUGACUCCAUGCACCAGAGCUUUCGACAGGAGAUUCGCAAGGUGGAUCUGGCAUCAACAGGGCAUGUAUGCGAUUUGCGCAACAGGGCACGCUUUGAAGACCUGGACAUAAAGGCAUCGGGCCAGAUUGCAGCUUCAGUCCAGAACAUGCGCCGUGUGCUGGAACUCUCCCUUCAAGCUUGGAACUCGAUUCCUAUCCGAGUUUUUCAAGCAAGCUGGAUAGUGACGGGGUACUUUGAGUCCAGUCACUUUCCACCAAUCGAUCAGACUCCUUCUGACAUUGGUGCCGCUCAGAAGGUGCUGGAUCCGGCUGGAGUGAGUGGAGGGUCUUUGCCAGGAACUCCUCAGUUUUGUCACAAAUAUGAGUGGCAAGUGCAGGACUGCUGA